Molecule: messenger RNA, 1881 nt
Organism: Lagopus leucura (white-tailed ptarmigan)
Lineage: Eukaryota; Metazoa; Chordata; Aves; Galliformes; Phasianidae
Gene: JMJD4
Product: jumonji domain containing 4
Exons: 7
Coding region: 393-1670 (425 amino acids)
Biological process (GO): positive regulation of translational termination; protein hydroxylation; negative regulation of gene expression
Cellular component (GO): cytoplasm; nucleus
Molecular function (GO): sequence-specific DNA binding; histone H4R3 demethylase activity
Source: RefSeq, a predicted model, not a curated record
CAGAAUGGCGGCGCCUUCUGACCGACGGCGCUGUGCUGCCUUCAGAGCCCGCUCUCUUCUGAAGGCUUUCCCCGCGUUGUGGCCCCGCUCCUCUGUGCUCAUCCGCCUUCCUCUUUUUUAUUAAACCUUUGUGACUGGGAAACAGCAGCAUCUCCACAACGUGAUACCUGGCCUUUGUUACAUUGACAGUUACAAAGCAUGGAAGAUCCUGUUUAUUCCAGCAUGGUGGAAUCUAUUUGUCCCAGCAUAGUGCACAAAUUCCUUCUUUGCCUCUGAACGUUUCUAUUUUCACAUUACCUGACAUAGACUGAAAGAAUCGAGGCGUGUUUUAAAGCAAAGUUUUUCUACGCUGGCAUCUGAUCCGAGCUACCUUAGAGGAGCAUCCUGCCUGCAUGGACAGGGCAACAUUUGCCUGUUCCACCGCCUUUUUUCAUGACUACAGCAGUUCGGCUCAGGGCACGUUCUCCACAGGACACGUUGACUUCAUUGAUAAAAUCGAAUCAUUCACUUAUUCGGACUUUUUUCGGGAUUAUUUGAUUCCCAACCAGCCCUGUGUUUUCUCAGAAAAGUUCACUGAUGGCUGGAGCAGCAGGAGGAAUUGGGUAACUUGGGGUGGGAAGCCUGAUUUCGAUCACCUGCUGCAGGAGUUUGGAGAGGCUAUAGUACCUGUGGCCAACUGUGAUGUCAAGGAGUACAAUUCUAAUCCAAAAGAGCAGCUCCCCCUCAAGGAGUAUAUAAGUUACUGGAAAGAGUACAUUAAAAAUGGCUACCGUUCAUCUCGAGGGUGCCUUUAUCUGAAGGACUGGCACCUGAGCAGAGCUUUCCCAGAGCAAGAUGUUUAUACAACUCCUGUGUAUUUCUCAUCUGACUGGCUGAAUGAAUAUUGGGAUGCUAUAGCUGUGGAUGAUUACCGGUUUGUCUACAUGGGACCUAAAGGUUCAUGGACUCCAUUCCAUGCUGAUGUCUUCCGUUCCUAUAGCUGGUCAGCUAAUAUAUGUGGGAGAAAGAAAUGGCUGCUCUACCCCCCAGGGCAGGAGGAUUACCUGAAAGACUGUCAUGGCAACUUGCCCUUCGAUGUGACUGCACCUGGUCUUCAGGACAGGAGUGUUUACCCUCGCUACAACCAAAGCCAACCCCCUGUGGAAAUUGUGCAGGAAGCAGGGGAGAUAGUUUUCAUCCCCAGUGGAUGGCAUCAUCAAGUUUACAACCUGGAGGAUACCAUUUCUAUUAACCACAACUGGGUGAAUGGCUGCAACGUAGCUAUAAUGUGGUGCUUCCUGCAGGAUGAAUUAGCAGCUGUCCAGAGAGAAAUCAAUGAAUGGAAGGACCCUAUGGAUGACUGGCACCUGCAAUGUCAGCUGAUCAUGAAAUCUUGCACCGGUAUAGACUACAAGGAGUUCUACAAUUUCCUCAAAGUUAUUGCAGAGAACAGGAUUUCUAUCUUGGAAAACGGCCUCGAUGAUGAAGCUUCAGCAAAGAACACUCCGAAAGCUGCCAUUUCCACCUUGGGUAUGCUCCAUGCAGUGUUUGAUUUAAAGAGGACUGUGAAGGUGUUAACAUCUUUAAGUGCUAAUGAAGAUUUCAAGAAACUAGACCUGACCUCGCUUUCUCCAUCUCCGGAAGCACUGCUCCAUCACUUGAAAGCAGCAAUAGACACAGCACUCCUCUAACUUCCUACCUAUUCUCUUAUUUGUAAAAUGAACCUUUGGGUAAAUUGGGUGUUUGUAGAAGAAUGACUCCUCCCUGUUUAAUAGCUGUUGCAAUUCAUGUACAAAGAGCCUUCCUAUAGAGUGGGGAGAGAGUAUAUUCCUAAGAUGACUGAAUAGUUUUUAAAUUUACAGCAUUGGAGUAUCUGGAAUAAUUAGGAAUAAAACUCUUAGG